AUGGUUCCAUUCCCGGGACUCAAUGGCUCCGCAUGGGGACAAGAGGACUGUCUGUUUCUAAACGUGUGGGUGCCUGAGGGUGUCCGUCCCGGGGAUAAUGUCCCGGUUAUUCAUUGGUUGCAUGGCAGUGCAUAUGCAUUUGGCAGUAAGGAUCUUCUUAUAAACGCAAUGGGAUUGAUGGAUCUCAUUCAGAAGCCGGAGGAUCGCUUUAUCUUCGUGGCUAGUAAUUACAGACUGGGUCUAUACGGAUGGGCAUCAUCCCCAUACGCAGAUAUGGAUGCCAAUGUUGGUCUCCAUGAUGGUGUUGCUGCGUUGCAAUGGACCAAGGACUACAUCUCUCAUUUUGGCGGGGAUACAAAUAAUAUUACUGCAAUCGGCGAGAGUGCAGGAGGUGCAAUGAUUGCACUAAUGCUCGUGGCGAACGGGGGGAAUGGGACCCUUCCCUUCCAGAAGGCAUUCAUAUCAUCGCCCGCUAUUCUGCCUAGAAGAAACGUAUCAGCGCGCCGCGAGGAGGUAUAUAAUCACAUCCUACAAGCUGCAAAUUGUUCGUCCCUCGAAUGUCUUCGCAAUGCCCCAUCGUCCCUCUUAUUUGAUGUUAAUAAACGGCUGCUCAUCGACACUUACGGUGGCGGCGGCGGUGGCACUUUUGGCCCGGGGGUUGGUUUUGGCCCACUCCCAGAUGGGAAAUACAUCCCUGAUGCUAUGACCGUCCUGUUCAACCAGGGCCGUUAUAACAAAGACAUCAAAGCUGUAGUAUCUGGCAAUAUGGCAGCAGAAGGAUUUGCCACAACACCAGACAUUGGCACGCCUGAAGAACUUAACUCGCUGAUCCGCAAGGUUCUGCCAGAAGGCAGCAAUACUACUGUCCAGCGCAUUAGGGACAUGUAUCCCUACCCAAAUUCGCAGGCACAGAACAUCGCCCAGGACUGGACAACAGAUAGUGUGUGGGCUUGUAAUUCCCAGGCUAUUGCGAAUGCAUACGCGAACAAGACCCAGCGAUAUGUCUUUUCUGUGCCUCCAUCAUCGCAUGGAUUGGACGUAAACUAUAUGUUUUUCAAAGACAAUACUUCAUCCCCGGUCUCGAGUGUUUCCCUUGCAAGACUGUUUCAAUCGGAAAUACUUAAGUUCUCAAAGGAGGAUAUUACAAUGAGAAACACUACGACCUGGCCUUUGUAUUCCACCAGAUCGAGGUCUGCCAACAUCACACUCACCGGAUUAGAGACAAGUGUUGAUCCUUGGGCUACAAAGCCAAACUGCGAGAUUAUUAUGGAGGCUAUUAUGGAUGAGAGGAAUGGAGCUUGA
Messenger RNA from Aspergillus fischeri NRRL 181, 1302 nucleotides. RefSeq names its product carboxylesterase family protein. Bases 1 to 1302 code for a protein of 433 amino acids. The record is from RefSeq and is a predicted model, not a curated record. NCBI's taxonomy places the organism in Eukaryota, Fungi, Ascomycota, Eurotiomycetes, Eurotiales, Aspergillaceae. The transcript is spliced from 4 exons.